Molecule: messenger RNA, 411 nt
Organism: Metarhizium album ARSEF 1941
Lineage: Eukaryota; Fungi; Ascomycota; Sordariomycetes; Hypocreales; Clavicipitaceae
Product: Dynein light chain-related protein
Exons: 3
Coding region: 1-411 (136 amino acids)
Biological process (GO): microtubule-based movement
Cellular component (GO): cytoplasm; cytoplasmic dynein complex
Molecular function (GO): dynein intermediate chain binding
Source: RefSeq, a predicted model, not a curated record
AUGACAGACUCUUCGACGCCCAAGGUUCACGACGCUCUAGAAGAGAGGCUUGGGCAACUGUCUAAGAAACGAGGCGUCCGGGCGAGUAUUGUUCUCGACAGAACCAGCGGCGCGAUCCUGAAGACGAGCGGCGAAUUGUCGGCUUUACGAACCGCAAAGGCUCGCGAUGCGGCAACAACGGCGUCGUUCUCCAACGAGGCAUCCGCAGCGGAAGCAAGUGAAUCGCAAGGGGUUGAGGAUUUCGCGGCCAUGAUUUGGAACUUUGUCAAAACGUCUGGCCAUUUGGUGGAGGAGGUGGAUACCGAGGAUGAAUUGCGACUUCUGAGAUUACGAACAAAGAAACAGGAGAUUGUCAUCGUGCCCGAUGCCAAAUACGUCCUCACCGUUAUUCACGACACACCAUCCGCUUGA